AUGGCGGCGGUCCAACAAGAGAUGGAGGCAGAUGCUAUGAAGUUGUUCAUCGGUGUAAUCUCAUGGGACACCAAUGAGGACCACCUUCUAAAGUACUUCAAGAAGUAUGGGGAGGUGGAGGAGGCCAUCAUCAUGCGUGAUCGGGCUACUGGCCACAGCCGGGGCUUUGGGUUCAUCAUGUUUGCUGACCCUGCUGUAGCCAAGCAUCGCCCUAGAGGCUUUGGGUUCAUCACGUAUGAUUCAGAAGAUGCCAUGCAUAGGGCAUUAUUCAAGACAUUCCAUAAAUUGAAAGGUAAGAGGGUUGAGGUCAAGCGAGCUAUUCCUAUGGAACCAUCUCCUAGACCUAGCAUGUGCUCUGCUAUCAAUGGGUUCAAUUAUGUAACUGGUAGAGCCAAUAGCUUCCUUAAUGGAUAUACCCAGCAUUACAAUAUGAGUCCAUUAGGUGGCUAUGGAAUGAGGAUGGAUGAAUGUUUUGCUCUUCUAUCAGGUGGGAACAAUGGUUAUCCAUCUUUUGGUAGUAGUUAUGGAAUUGGAAUGAAUUUUGACACAUGGAUGAACCCAUGUACUAAAAGUGGCUCUAGCUUCAAUAGUGGUAUCCAGCGUGGAUGGCAUCUUAAUCCAUAUAAUGGAAAUUCAGGUGGAUUCAACAACUAUGUUAGCUAUGGUGGAGUCAAUGAGAAUAAUGGUUUACUAUUUGACUCACUAGUUCGUAACCUUUGGGGUAUUUUUGGUCUUAAUCACUCUUCUAGUUCCAGAAGCUCUAAUUUCUUUGUGCCAUUUGGAAAUGGGGACCUUAGUGGAAUUGGGAACAACAAUGUGAAUUGGGGAAACCCUCAUCAUGUGCCUGCUCUAGGUGCCAAUAAUUGCUCUGUUUACUGUACUGGAAACUUUGGUUAUGGGUCCAUUGAAACCAACUUUGGUCAAGGUUCCAGUGUUUAUGGAAGGAAUGUUGGAUCAAGUGGUGUCAAUAACUUAAACCAAUCAACCAAUGGGUAUGCAAGGAACUUUGGAGAUUCAUCAGUAGGUGGUGGCUCCAUCUAUGGAGACACAACUUGGACAUCUAGAUCUAGCAUGAUGUUACAAAAAUGA
Messenger RNA from Miscanthus lutarioriparius, 1089 nucleotides. Lineage: Eukaryota; Viridiplantae; Streptophyta; Magnoliopsida; Poales; Poaceae. The record is from the annotation of a GenBank genome assembly.